Molecule: messenger RNA, 672 nt
Organism: Abrus precatorius (Indian licorice)
Lineage: Eukaryota; Viridiplantae; Streptophyta; Magnoliopsida; Fabales; Fabaceae
Product: reticulon-like protein B9
Exons: 5
Coding region: 1-672 (223 amino acids)
Source: RefSeq, a predicted model, not a curated record
AUGGCACCCAAUAAAUCAUCCGACUCUGAUGAUGUAAUUGAUGAAACACAAGUAAAGAUCUUUCGACAUGGAAAGUCAGUACAUCAAAUUCUCGGGGAAGGAGAAGUGGCAGAUAUAUUAUUAUGGAGGAAUAGAAAUAUAUCAGCCGCGUUUCUGCUUGGGAUGACAACAAUUUGGUUUCUAUUUGAGGUUGUUGAGUACAAUUUUGUGACCCUUAUUUGUCACAUUUCCAUCACCACAAUUCUUGUAGUCCACAUAUGGUCCAUUGUUGCAGAUAUCAUGAGAUGGAAUGGGCCCCGGGUCCUGGAAACUAUUUUACAAGAUUAUUCCUUCUUUCAGCAUCUUGCUACUAUUUUACACACAAGAUCUAACCAAUUGUUAAGAAUGGUCCUCUACAUUUCAUGUGGAACAGAACUACCAUCCUUUCUUCUGAUCAUCUUUUUCCUCUAUAUAUUGUCACUGAUAGGAACCUACUUCAGCUUUGUUAGUUUGCUAUAUAUUGGUUUUCUUUGCAUUCAAACACUGCCAAUUGUAUAUGAUCACUAUAAGGAAGAAAUUAACAAUCUGGUUGAACAUAUCAUAAUGGACCUCCAGAAAAAAUAUAGAAGAUUUAAGAAGAGAUAUCUCAACAAAAUUCCCCGAGGACCAGUGAAAGAAAAGAAAACCAUAUAA